Molecule: messenger RNA, 873 nt
Organism: Zea mays
Lineage: Eukaryota; Viridiplantae; Streptophyta; Magnoliopsida; Poales; Poaceae
Exons: 2
Coding region: 77-514 (145 amino acids)
Source: RefSeq, marked validated
CUCGUUCAACAUAGCCAUUAUCCGAAGUUCCGAACCCACGCCAAGCCCCAGGGUCCGACCGCAGAACCGACCCAAAAUGUCGCCCGCCUCUUCCAUGCUCACCGCCGUGUCGCUCUCCUCCCCGCUCCCAGCCCCGCGCCUCCGCGCCGCCGCCGCCGCCUCCUCCUUCGCUCCGCCGCGCCGCGCGGCAGUCGCACUCGUCGUGCGCGCGGCGUCCGCAUCUUCCAAGUCCCCUGCCACGGCGGAGGCGGCCCCGAAGAAGAAGAGGGCGACCGGCAUCACCCAGCCGAAGUCCGUGUCGCCGGCGCUGCAGGCAAUCGUGGGCGACCCGGUUAUUCCCCGCACCGAGGUCCUCAAGCGCCUCUGGGCCUAUAUCAAGGAGCAUAACCUCCAGGAUCCCUCUGAUAAAAAGGUGGUGGUUUGUGAUGAGAAGCUGAAGGUCCUGUUCGCGGGGCGGGAGCGAGUGGGAUUCCUUGAGAUCGCCAAGCUUCUCAACCCUCACUUCGUGAAGUGAUGAGGAGGAGCCAGGCCACUUCCAGGAAUCGAGUUAGCUUAUAUGGUUGGUUGGUUACUUGUGGCUGGCCUAGAGGGUGCGCGUGCGUUGGGUUUUGGUAGCCUGAGUUGGCUCGCUCGACUUUGUAGAAUGCUGUUGUUAGCUUUUAUUAGUAGCCUUCAGCUCGUAGCCUGGUAUGCAGUUAGCGUGUGUGGUGUUCUGCUAUGGUUUAAGUUUAACCACUGUCCAUAGUCAGUCAAUGUUAGCUUCCUUGUCCUUGCAAUGGAUGUUGCUGUGUGAAUUAUGGUCCAACAUGGAUUGGUUGCUCUGCUAUGGUUUAGUCACUGCCCAGUCAGUCUAUAUAUAUUUUUUGAUGGUAA